GUUUCUCCUCAGUUUUGCUACACACUUCGACACUUCAACACCUCAACACCUUAUCGUCUCGGCACACAUUCUCUCUCAACAAAAAAAAAAAAAAAAAUACAUAUCAUAUUUUUUUAUAAGUACACAUUUUACCGGCUUGUAAAACCCUCAUUCAUUCGCUGGAAAACCGAUGAAUUUGAUCCGCCGGCAGCCUCGGCUGCUAAGUAAGCGGAGCACGUGGCUGCUUAGAAAUUACGUGGUGGCCAACAGGGAUGUGUCCGAAUCCGUUUCCCGUCCUGCGGCGUCUAUGUCCACCCUAUCGAUACCCGGACCAGCGCUGGCUGCCGCCGCCCCAGUAUCCGCAGUAUCCGCCGUAUCCCUGGUACCCCGGUGCACCCACUCCAGCCUCCAAGGAGGUGGACAAGGAGCAGGAGGAAGAGGGCUCAGAGGAUCAGCCACCGGAGGAUCAGCCGCCGGAGGAAUCGCCACAAAAAGACAGUACUCCGGAGGAGCAGCCCCCGCCGGAGCCGCCAAGCCUGGAGGAGCAGCCUCCGCCGGAGCCGCCAAGCCUGGAGGAGCAGCCGCCGCCGGAGCCGUCAAGCCUGGAGGAGCAGCCCCCGCCGGAGCCGCCAAGCCUGGAGGAGCAGCCCCCGCCGGAGCCGGAUCCGCCAAGCCCGGAGGAGCGUCCACCGGAAAGCCACCUUCGGGCAAAGCCCCAGCAGCGCCUCCCCCUCCUCCACCUCCUCCGCCAGCUAAAUCUGCACCCCCAGUAAAAGCCAAGAAGCCGCGAUUGAAGACCUUCGAGAUCUACCGCUGGAAGCCCGGGGAUCAGCCGCAGACUCAGACCUACGAGGUGGACCUGGAGCAGUGCGGCGCCAUGGUGCUGGACGCCCUGAUCAAGAUCAAGAACGAGAUGGACCCCACGCUGACCUUUAGGCGCUCCUGUCGCGAGGGCAUCUGCGGCUCCUGCGCGAUGAACAUCAAUGGAACGAACACCUUGGCCUGCGUGUCGUCCAUCGACCAGAAUGAGAGCAAGUGCUGCCGCAUCUAUCCACUGCCCCACCUGUAUGUGGUGCGGGAUCUGGUGCCGGACAUGAGCCAGUUCUACGAUCAGUACCGCUCCAUCCAGCCGUGGCUGCAGCGCAAGGAUCUGAAGCGGGAAGCUGGGUCGGCACAGUACCUGCAGUCCGUGGACGAUCGUCUGGUGCUGGACGGGCUGUACGAGUGCAUCCUGUGCGCCUGCUGUCAGACCUCCUGUCCAUCCUACUGGUGGAACAGCAACAAGUAUCUGGGCCCCGCCGUCCUCAUGCAGGCCUAUCGCUGGGUCAUUGAUUCCAGGGACGAGGCCACCGAGCAGCGACUGGACUUUCUCAAGGAUCCCUGGAAGCUAUACCGCUGCCACUCGAUCAUGAACUGCACCAACACGUGCCCCAAGCACCUCAAUCCGGCUAGAGCCAUCAUCCAGCUGAAGCAGCUGCUUGUGGGACUGAAGAAGAAGGGGAAGCCACAACUCAAGACCGACGCCCUUUUCGCGGGAAAAGCGUAGGACAAUGUCGACAUAACGUCAUGGGACUUAUUAUAUAUAGAUAUAGAUAUGCAUACAUAGAUAUGGAUAUACAUGCAUAGAUAUAUAUAUAGAUAUAUAUAUAUAUAUAUAUAUAUAUAUAAUAGGAAUGCUGGGCAAUACACCGACACAUCCUAUUAACAACACUUAAACGCAGGACAUGAUGGGCCUUACAUUAGGGGUAGUUGUGCGAUAAUAAAAAACGAUUGGAAUCAA
Molecule: messenger RNA, 1759 nt
Organism: Drosophila mauritiana
Lineage: Eukaryota; Metazoa; Arthropoda; Insecta; Diptera; Drosophilidae
Gene: SdhBL
Product: succinate dehydrogenase [ubiquinone] iron-sulfur subunit
Exons: 3
Coding region: 170-1525 (451 amino acids)
Biological process (GO): aerobic respiration; respiratory electron transport chain; tricarboxylic acid cycle
Cellular component (GO): mitochondrial membrane
Molecular function (GO): 2 iron, 2 sulfur cluster binding; electron transfer activity
Source: RefSeq, a predicted model, not a curated record